AUGACGCCCUCGCCCGGUCCCCAGAUCAACACCACAGAGGUGAGGCGGCCUCGCUCCAGUCAGACCGUCUCCUUCUCUGUCGACGAAGGCAACAAUUCCAUUCAUGGAUCCGACUCUACAAGCCUCCAGUUGGCCGUUUCCGAGUGCAUAGAAACUACAACUACAACCACCACCACGACUACCAAACGCACCUUUCCUCCCGUCUACCUGCGCGAAGUUCGUCCUCUCCACGAACUCGACUCCAAGGAGUAUCCUCUCGCCUCGAAGCCUCUACCCCCCGAACUCGCAAACUUCUCUUUCAGCGUUUCGGGCUCCUCUUCCGAUGGCACAAUCGACAAUCCUUUCGUUGCCAAAACGCAGCGCAAAGCACCGUUUGCAGCCGAAAGGCAGCCCGCAGGCCUACUCCAAGAGGACGAGUCGAGUCAAAUGUCUAGACGCACAUCCAAGUCGCCUUCGGAUGCCAACCAAAGAAGAUCUCGUCGCUCGAACCCCCGCGAAGCCUCGCCGUCCUACGACGCGUCGCCAGUCCUGCCUUCGAGACCCUCUAGGAAUCCCAGGCCGACUGGACUCUCCAUACCUGAGGAUGCCUCGCAACGCCUCCGACGUCAACUUACGAGAGGCAGACCAUCCGGCUAUUUGGCUACUCCAGACACAUCCGAAGUCGCUGGUUCAAGCUCAGACCGUGUGACGCGACCCCGAUCCCUUCACCUUCACCGCUCGAGUAAUACUCCUCCAGACUCAGGGCCGAGUCAAACAAAUCUGCAGGAAGCGGCCAGCCCCAUCGGAAGCGAUGCACUCACCGUCUUCAGCAGCAACGUCGCCACCCCUCCUAUUACCGACGCCGACCCCGAGCCAUUUGUUGAUACCGAUGAGUCGCUCCAACAGUCUCUUCGGGCCGUCGGCCACAGACCCUCAAUCGACGCCGUGGCUGCACAGGAUGCGAGCCUACCUAGUCCGAGACUUUCGCCUACCUUAGCAGCCGCUCAACUGAACUCGAGAGAAUCCGAUGACGAAGACGAAGAGUCACCCCAGAGCAGCGUUGUCGCCAGACGAAAUGUCAGCUUCCGUGAGCAGGCUUGGUUGAAUGAAUCACAGACCACCGAGGAGGGUGGCUACGUCUCCGACAUGUCCAUUGCCGUGGAUGAUGGCUCCUUCCAAGCUGACGACCUCGACGCCCAUACCGCCAUGCUUGACACUCGCAACAUGAUGGAGAGAUUCGACGCCAUGCCCAAUGAGAUGAAGAGCUUUUUGAUGUACAAUCUCCUUCGCCGAUGCCCGAGAAAAACCCUUCGUCUCGUCGCCGAUGUUGUCACCCCCGCAUUGAAGUGCGACUUUUUCAAACAACUUCCUCUCGAACUGAGCUUCCACGUGUUGUCGUUUCUCGAUCACCGAGACUUGUGCCGAGCUGCGCAGGUCUCUAAACAUUGGCGGAACAUUGUGGACACGAACGAAACUGGAUGGAAGGAGUUGUUCGAUCGCGAUGGCUUCACAUUGCCUCCCGGUGAACUUGACAAAGCCAUUAUCCAGGGCUGGGGCUGGCAAGAUCCUGUUGGAGUCACCGGGGCUGAGGUUGACUUGCGACCUCUCAGCCGACUGGACUCGGCUGACAACGAACUCACCAAAUCCGUUGUCAAGGCUGAUUCAACGAGCAGGCUUCGCAGUUCCAAGCGUAAGAGGGCCCUCAACUUAUCCAGUGCCGAUAGGUCGAAGCGGAGAGCUAGCGGCCAGGAUGUGGCCCGGCUGGAUGCGAUACAGUCUGAGGUGAAGCAACACAAGUCCGAGGGACCGCUUUCGGCGGCUAAUGCGGCCGCCGCUGCUGUGCCCAACCCCAAGACUAGCAUCCCAGGACUCCAAAAGUUGCAUCUCUUCAAAUCUCUUUACCGCCGUCACUACAUGAUCCGGCAAAGCUGGACGAGCGGCAAGGUCAAGCCUGGGCACGUCGCCUUUGCUGCCCACCCCCGCCAUGUCAUUACAUGCUUGCAGUUCGACGAAGACAAAAUCAUCACCGGUAGUGACGAUACCCUGAUCCAUGUCUACGAUACGAACACUGGAAAGCUGCGAAAGAAGCUGGAAGGCCACGAAGGCGGUGUAUGGGCCUUGCAAUAUGAAGGCAACAUGCUCGUCUCUGGGUCUACCGAUCGAUCUGUCCGGGUUUGGGAUAUAGAGAAGGGUCUUUGCACGCAGGUUUUCUAUGGACACACUAGUACCGUUCGAUGCCUGCAGAUCCUGAUGCCCACCGAGAACGGUAGGGGACACGACGGAAAGCCCAUUAUGAUGCCGCCCAAGCCGCUCAUUAUCACGGGAUCCCGUGACAGUCAGCUCCGCGUCUGGCGCCUGCCUGAGGUCGGCUCUCGCAGAUAUAUCCAGACGGGCCCUCCGGCCAACGAUGCUGACUGUCCCUACUUCAUCCGAACGCUCUCCGGGCACACACAUUCUGUUCGUGCCAUUUCUGCACACGGCGACACGCUCGUCAGUGGGAGCUACGAUAGCACCGUUCGCGUCUGGCGGAUCAGUACUGGCGAGUCUCUGCACGUUCUGCAUGGCCACUCUCAGAAGGUAUACAGUGUUGUUCUUGACCACGAACGCAACCGUUGUAUCUCUGGAUCCAUGGACUCACUGGUUAAAAUUUGGGAUCUGAACACUGGGGCAUGUCUGCACACCUUGGAAGGCCACAGCUUGCUCGUCGGAUUGCUCGAUUUGCGCGACGAAAGGCUUGUAUCGGCAGCUGCCGACAGCACCCUUCGCAUCUGGGACCCAGAGAAUGGCAAAUGUAAGAAUGUACUCACAGCCCAUACGGGCGCGAUUACAUGUUUCCAACAUGAUGGCCGGAAGGUCAUCUCUGGAAGCGAGAAGACGGUCAAGAUGUGGGAUAUUCGCACUGGCGAGUGUGUCCAAGAUCUUUUGACCGACUUGAGCGGCGUUUGGCAGGUCAAGUUCGACCAGAGGCGUUGCGUCGUCGCUGUUCAGCGAGACAGCUUGACCUAUGUCGAGAUUCUCGAUUUCGGUGCAGUCCGUGAUGGCAAACCCCUCUCCGAGCUUGGCGAACGCAAGCUCCUCAACGAGCCAGAAGUCCGCGCUCUUCUGGCCGAAGACUUAUAA
Messenger RNA from Colletotrichum godetiae, 3099 nucleotides. RefSeq names its product WD domain-containing protein. The transcript is spliced from 3 exons. Lineage: Eukaryota; Fungi; Ascomycota; Sordariomycetes; Glomerellales; Glomerellaceae. Gene Ontology annotation, molecular function: protein binding. Bases 1 to 3099 code for a protein of 1032 amino acids. The record is from RefSeq and is a predicted model, not a curated record.